AACAAUUUGACCAUUGAUUGCCUUUUCUCACAGAAUAUGUUACAGAAUUUAACCCCAACGGCCAUUUUUGGCGGAUGAGACAAAUAUAAAAAAAUAACAGCCAACCAAAUUUCAAAUUCUAACGACCUCUUAAUCUCUAUUAACCUCCACAACAAAAAUGGUGGUCUCUGCCAUUCCUCCCUCCACUCUCCAUAUCCUUCCCUCCUCAGAUCCUCCAUACAAGCUCCUUGAGACGCACUCAUCUCUGACACUUCUCUCCCGUUGCAAAACCAUCCAACAUCUCAAGCAAAUCCACUCCCAGAUUAUCAAAACCGGCCUCCACAACACCCAGUUCACCAUGACCAAGCUCAUCCAUGUUUGUGCCAUUUCUCCCUUCGGAGAUAUUUCUUAUGCAAUUUCACUUUUUGAAUCCAUUGAUAACCCCAAUUUGAUACUCUGGAACACCAUGAUUCGAGGCCACUCACUUAGCUCGUUCCCUGUUCGAGCUGUGGGGUUUUAUGUUCGAAUGAUUCUGUCCGGUGUUGAGCCAAAUUCGUAUACUUUCCCUUUCCUUUUGAAAUCUUGUGCUAAAUUUGGGGCUACCCAUGAAGGGAAACAGAUUCAUGCACAUGUCUUGAAGCUUGGGCUUGACACUGUUGUCUUUGUGCACACUUCUUUAAUCAAUAUGUAUGCGCAGAUUGGUGACUUGAGUGAUGCAAGAAAAGUGUUUGAUAAAAGCCCCAUGAGAGAUGCUGUUUCCUUUACAGCUUUGGUGACUGGUUAUACUGCAAGGGGUUUUGUAGAUGAGGCUCGUCAACUGUUUGAUGAAAUACCUGUUAGAGAUGUCGUUUCAUGGAAUGCCAUGAUUGCAGGGUACACUCAAAGUGGUCGAUUCUCAGAAGCAUUAGCUUUCUUUGACGAGAUGCGUGCAGCAAAUGUAGCACCUAAUGAGAGUACAUUGCUUACUGUCCUUUCAGCUUGUGCUCAUACGGGUUCCCUUGAACUGGGCAAUUGGGUUCAUUCCUGGUUAGAGAACCAUGGACUUAGUUCAAGCCUUAGGCUGGCUAAUGCGCUUAUUGAUAUGUAUGCAAAGUGCGGAGUUUUGGACAAAGCUCGCGGUUUGUUUGAGGAUUUACAUGAGAAGAAUGUGGUCUCAUGGAAUGUUAUGAUCGGUGGUUACACCCACAUGAGCCAAUACAAAGAAGCAUUGGUGCUAUUUGGGCUAAUGCUGCAAUCCAAUAUAGAGCCUAAUGAUGUGACUCUGUUGAGUAUUCUUCCAGCUUGUUCUCACUUGGGUGCUCUUGAUCUUGGAAAAUGGGUUCACGCUUAUAUCAAUAGGAAAUUUAAGCAUAUAACUACCUCGAAUCUUCAGACUAGUCUCCUUGACAUGUAUGCCAAAUGUGGAGAUAUAAAGGCAGCCGAACAAAUAUUCAAUGCCAUGAAGCAACGGAGCUUGGGUACUUGGAAUGCCAUGAUAUCUGGAUUGGCCAAUCACGGGCAUGCAGACAAGGCCCUUGAGCUUUUCUCUCUGAUGACCAAUGGAGGAAUUAAACCAGAUGAUAUAACAUUUGUUGGUGUGUUAUCUGCUUGUAGCCAUGCUGGUUUGGUGGAUCUUGGACGCAACUAUUUCAAUUCAAUGAUCCAUGACUACAAGUUUUCACCAAAUUUAUACCACUAUGGAUGCAUGGUGGACCUUCUAGGCCAAGCUGGGUUGUUUGAGGAAGCAGAGAUCCUGAUAAAGAACAUGGAAAUGAAACCAGAUGGUGCCAUCUGGGGUUCUCUACUUGCCGCCUGUAGAGUUCAUGGACAUGUCGAGUUGGGUGAAUAUGUAGCUGAGCGUCUCUUUGAAUUGGAACCUGAAAACCCAGGUGCCUAUGUUCUUCUGUCAAAUAUCUAUGCAGGAGUGGGAAGAUGGGAUGAUGUAGCUAGAAUAAGAACAAUCCUAAAUGAUAAGGGAAUGAAGAAAGUUCCUGGUUGCAGUUCUAUAGAGGUUGAUAGUGUUGUUCAUGAAUUCCUUGUUGGAGAUAGAGUACAUCCCAAAUGCCGAGAGAUCUACAAAAUGUUGGAUGAAAUAGAUGGGCUUUUGGAGAAGGCUGGGUUUGUGCCUGAUACAUCUGAGGUUCUCUAUGAUAUGGAUGAAGAGUGGAAAGAAGGUGCAUUAAGCCAUCACAGUGAAAAGUUGGCAAUUGCUUUUGGUCUGAUCAGCACAAAGCCAGGUACAACAAUUAGAAUUGUCAAGAAUCUUAGAGUGUGUGGAAACUGUCAUUCAGCGACAAAACUGAUAUCCAAGAUCUUCAACAGAGAGAUCAUUGCAAGGGAUAGGAAUCGUUUCCACCAUUUCAAGGAUGGAUCUUGCUCAUGUAAUGACUACUGGUGAAACGUCAUUCAUUUGAAAACAGAAAUCGAC
This is a messenger RNA of Tripterygium wilfordii, 2386 nucleotides long. RefSeq names its product pentatricopeptide repeat-containing protein At1g08070, chloroplastic. The coding region runs from base 158 to 2356 and encodes 732 amino acids. Gene Ontology annotation, biological process: RNA modification. Gene Ontology annotation, molecular function: protein binding; zinc ion binding; RNA binding. The record is from RefSeq and is a predicted model, not a curated record. NCBI's taxonomy places the organism in Eukaryota, Viridiplantae, Streptophyta, Magnoliopsida, Celastrales, Celastraceae. The transcript has a single exon.